This is a messenger RNA of Prorocentrum cordatum, 771 nucleotides long. NCBI's taxonomy places the organism in Eukaryota, Dinophyceae, Prorocentrales, Prorocentraceae. The record is from the annotation of a GenBank genome assembly.
AUGCUCUGGGCGUCGCCCCUCCUGGUCGAGCUGCCCUGCAGCGCCGAGGACGCUGCGCAGUACCAGGCCUUCUGGCUGCUGGCACAGUUCGAGGCCUCGACGCUGGUGGCGGAUGGCACGGAAUGUCUUGUUGCCGCUCCACGGAUGCCGGUGCAGCACUGGUUGCCCGCGCCUGGUCCGAGCUCCUGGCACUGCGUGCUCUGGCCCGCAUGCACUCACGGGGUAACGGCCCCGCCGAGCCAGGAAUCAGCCGUGGCCCCGGACAUCAGGGACUGCCUGCGGCACCGCCGGGAUGCUCUGGGCGUCGCCCCUCCUGGUCGAGCUGCCGCAGAUCGCCGAUGCCCGCCUGCGCAGUUACCAGCCCUUCUGGCUGCUUGGCACAGUUUCGAGGCCUCGACGCUGGUGGGCGGAAUGGGCACGGGAAGGUCUUUGUUUGCAGCUCCACGGGAUGCCGGGGCAGCACUGGUUGCCCGCGCACUGGUCCGAGCUGCCUGGGCACUGCGUGCUCUGGCCCGCAUAGCACUUCACGGGGUAGGGCCCCGCCGAGCCAGGAGCGUGCCUGCCCCGGACAGCAGGAGCCCGGCACCGCGGAUGCUCCGGGACGCUGCGCAGUACCAGGCCUUCUGGUCGCUGGCGCAGUUCGAGGCCUCGACGCUGAUGGCGGAUGGGCACGGGAAGGUCUUGUUGCCGCUCCACGGGAUGCCGGGGCAGCACUGGUUGCCCGCGCACUGGUCCGAGCUGCCUGGGCACUGCGUGCUCUGGCCCGCAUAG